This is a messenger RNA of Fonticula alba, 2059 nucleotides long. RefSeq lists its product as hypothetical. The record is from RefSeq and is a predicted model, not a curated record. The coding region runs from base 511 to 987 and encodes 158 amino acids. NCBI's taxonomy places the organism in Eukaryota, Rotosphaerida, Fonticulaceae. The transcript has a single exon.
UGGGCAGAGGGACAAACGUGUAUUUGGGGCUUCCCUCUCGCAAGGACACGUGCUGCUCACAUCGAGGCAUCCUCAUCGCUGCUGAGCGCAGACUGCGGGCUGUCAUCCUCGAAGGGAGGCUGCACACCAGGCAUCAGGGGGGCGGCGGUUCCCUCUCUGGAGGGGUCCCAUCCGUCAAUCGCACGGCGAUCCGAGGAGUACCGACCAAAGACCCCGCCCGGGGAAAGGGGCAGGGGGAAGCCACCGACCGAGGGGCGCCGGAAGUGCGAAGUCCCAUGCCGGGAGAAGGAGGACAGGCCGAGCACCGGCCCGGAUGCGGGAGGAGAUGCACCUGGGCUGGGCCUUGUCAGGGAGGAGGCAUGGUCGUCCCCGGCGACAGGGUGGCCACUGGCCGCCAUGAGGGGCACACACGGGGGCCCUGAUGACGAGGGGGAGACCGGGCCGGACGGGGUGACAGCCGUGUGAAUCCGCAAGAGGGGCCUCGGAGACCCGUCAGUCCGGUCCGGUGACAUGGAGGAAUGGCCCCGCUGGUGGGCAUGCUCGGUCACCGGGUUUGUCGGUUCCAAUGGGUGGACAUGGACCACUGCCUCCGCCGGAAUGGCCAGCUCGCCAUCAUUCGUGGCCUCCUCCUCCUCCUCCUCCGCGUCCUCCGCGUCCUCCUCCUCGCCCUCCCAGGAGGAGGAGAGCGUCGAACCUCCAGCAGGCUCGGGAUCGGCGGAAAAGAGGACCUCGCGCGUUUUGCCGGAUGGCUGCGGCGAGCUGGGCCGCGAGUCAAUGCGCACCGGCACACUGAACAUGCCAAAGGCCUCUUCGAAGGAAAGAAGCGCCCCAUCAGGCCCAACAUCAGGGCUGGUGGAAGUGGUGUGCGGUACCAGGGGGCCGGGCCCACCUCCGCGACGGCCACGACCUCGUGACCGCGGUGUUCCCUGUCUCAUUGGCCUGCGACCCGGCGACGCGGGAGGGCUUCCCGGCGAAGCGCCCGCCUGAGGCGUCACAUCCAAUGCCUUGCUUCCCAACAGGGCAGACCCGGUCAGGAGAGACUGGCCGGAAUAAUUGUCAUCCAGCGACCGAGCCAGGGCAGCCGGCGCACCGCCGGGGCUUCCAUCAGGAGAGGGCUCAGCCCCGGGCCCGGUCGGCCGGCCGAUGUCCACCGAUGCAGAUGUGGCUCUCCGGGCGAAGGUACUCCGUGGCCCGGGCUCACUGCUGACAGCUACCUGGGAAAAGGGGCCUACCGCUCGAUCCGGGUCCACCAGCGGACCGACCAGGUGGACGGCAUCGGAAAAGGCUCCCGGCAAGGGCGGCGCCGGGGGAAUGACCGCCCGGACGGGCUGAUCAUCCACCAGCCCAUCGCCAUUCACCGAGACAGACCCGGCAGCCAAGGAUCCAGAUGAGUCGGAGGAGGUGGCCGAGUUUGUGGCGGAGGAGGAACUUCCCCCGAAAAAGCGCGUCAGACCGGUCCGCUGGAGAAGCAUCUCAAAUGACAGGGCUCCGGCAAGUGCCGGGGACUGGGCCAAUCCCGGGCCCGGAGAGGCGGGCUUGGGCGACGAUGGGAUCGGACUGGCCGGGGCGGUGGCGCUCGAAGGAUUGUCAUGCGCAGAAGGUAUCGAAGCGAUCGCAUCGCCGGAAGGAUCGUCGGGAGGGAUCUGAAGAGGCACAGCGGGUGCCGGGCUAGCAGCAGCAGCAGCAGCAGUAGUAGUAGUAGAAGCAGCGGUUGCUGUUGCCGUCGUUGUUGCGGCUGUUGUUGCAGCUGUUGUUGUGGGAUCAAAACUCUCGGUAGUAGCUGGGACAGCAGGAUCAGCAGCAGGAUCAGCAGCAGGAUCAGCAGCAGGAUCAGCAGCAGGGUCAGGAUCGUCACCCGGGCGGGAGCUGGCCCCGGCAUGGCCACCGCUCGGGGCAUCAUCGGAGGAGGGCACUUCACUGGGGCCAUUUGAGCUGGACAAUGUCUUCAACUCGACCGGGGCCAGGCGCCGACGGCGUGCCUCGACAACAGCCACACUACCGACGCCGCUGGCGGCCCCGACAGCUGCGCCAGCCACUGCGGCCGCGGCCGCGGCCGCUG